CCAACACACCUCUUCUCUUUCACCAAGUCAACAAAAGUUCAACGUUCUACCCAUACGAGGAUCUUCUCUCGGCUUAUCGUCGUCCUGUCACCCAAAAUGCCCGUCCCACUACCAUCCUCCGAGCAGUCAUCUGCAGCGCAAAACAGCUCUUCGGCCACUGCGCAAACGGCACACCAAGUCCAUAACGAAUCUACACAAAGUGUAACUUCUGCCAGUCAACAGCAACAACAACAACAAAAGACACAGGCUGAAUUGGAAGCCGACAGACUCUAUGAGGAGCGCAUCGAGGAGGAGUACGCAAAGCGCGAAGGAGGCGCUUAAACAGCGAUUGCAGUUAUAGCCAUGAUUAUCUCGUCGUGGUCUAUCUAGCUUUUCCAUUAUUGGCCUGAAAAUUGAGAUAUCCGA
Molecule: messenger RNA, 405 nt
Organism: Aaosphaeria arxii CBS 175.79
Lineage: Eukaryota; Fungi; Ascomycota; Dothideomycetes; Pleosporales
Exons: 1
Coding region: 97-321 (74 amino acids)
Source: RefSeq, a predicted model, not a curated record